This is a messenger RNA of Papaver somniferum (opium poppy), 2539 nucleotides long. Its product is annotated as TPR and ankyrin repeat-containing protein 1-like. The record is from RefSeq and is a predicted model, not a curated record. Gene Ontology annotation, molecular function: protein binding. Bases 209 to 1459 code for a protein of 416 amino acids. The transcript is spliced from 4 exons. NCBI's taxonomy places the organism in Eukaryota, Viridiplantae, Streptophyta, Magnoliopsida, Ranunculales, Papaveraceae.
CUGGUAGUAGUUUGAUUGGGUUUGGAGCAGAGCAGGUUAUUUUAGUACGUGAUGAUUCUGUGAAGAAAGAAGUCUCCGACCAAAUUGGAAAUCAAGCCCUUGUCUUGACAUUAGUUGAGUGCAAAGGCCUCGAGUUUCAGGAUGUCUGUUGUACAACUUUUUUGGAACAUCUCCUUUAAAGAAUCAGUGGCGAGUUAUUUACGGACACAUGGAGGAACUAGAUCUGCUUCACUGCGCCGAACACAAAUCAUUUCCAAGUUUCUGCUCGGCCAAGCACAAAAUUCUUUGCUCUGAAUUGAAACAACUGUAUGUGGCUCUUACUCGUGCUAGGCAGAGGCUGUGGAUCUAUGAGAAUACAGACAAAUUCUCGAUGCCUAUGUUUGAUUACUGGAAGAAGUUGGGAGUCGUACAGACGAUGCGAGUUGGAAGCAGCAAGGAAGAGUUGGGAGUCGUACAGACAAAUUCUCAACAUCUGGAUGAAUCUCUUGCACAGACGAUGCGAGUUGGAAGCAGCAAGGAAGAGUGGUGUUCUUGCAGUAUCAAGCUAUUUAACGUGGGUAAUUUUGAGAUGGCGAUGAUGUGUUUCGAAAGAGCUGGAGAUCCAUACAAAGAGAAAUGGGCAAAAGCUGCUGGACUUAGAGCUGCUGCUAUCCGAGUGGGUGGUUCAAGUUCUGAACUGGCUCGCGUUCAUCUGACUGAGGCUGCUGAGAUUUUUGAAACAAUUGGAAAAUUCGAGAUUGCUGCAAAAUGCUUUAUUCAGUUAAAGGAAUACGAAAGGGCAGGUUUGCUUUACCUGAAGAAUUCCGAGGAACCAAGGCUAGAGGAUGCAGCUGAUUGUUUUUCUCUUGCUGGAUGCUGGUCUAUUGCGGCCGAAGUGUAUUGUAGGGCUAAUUGCUUGUUGAAAUGCCUGACUGCUUGCACCAAGGGAAAUCUUUUGGAAGCGGGGCUUCUGUUCAUAGAGAAAUGGAAAGCAGAUGGAAUCUUUGAUGGUGAUACAGCCGAAAGUCAAGGGAUGAAAGAAUUGAAACAAGAGUUCCUAGAAAAGUGUGCAUUUCUCCAUUAUCAAGUGAAAGAUACAAAUAGUAUGAUGAAGUUUGUUCGGUCCUUCAACUCAUUGAACUUGAUGCGGACUUUCUUGGUAACUCAUAGUUAUCUCGAUGAGCUCGUGGAUUUGGAGGUCGAGUUUGGAAACUGUAUGGAGGCUGCAAGUUCUGCCAAGCUGAGAGGAGAUCUUCUUCUUGGGUCAGAAAUACUGGAAAAGGGUGGGUGCUAUGAAGAAGCAUCAAGGAUCAUUCUUCUGUAUGUUAUUGUCAAUUCUCUUUGGAUUACAGGAAGCAAAGGUUGGCCCUUGAAGAAAUUCUCAAACAAAGAGGAACUUUUGACAAAAUCAAAAUUGAUGGCAAAGACUAGCAAUGAUAACUUUUAUGAGUUAAUCUGCUUGGUGGCUAGCUCAUUAUAAGAGAAAAACAGCAACUUAGCAAAGAUGGGAGAUUAUUUGGCUACUUCCCGGAGGCUCGGUCAUCUUGGAGCAGAAUUUUUUUUACCUUCGGAAGAUACUUGAUUUCCAUCUUGAAGUAAGGCUUGGCAAAUAUGAACAGGAUGAAAUGGUAGUGUUGGACCCUAUGAAACAUGCAGCACUAAUGAUUUCCAGUAAGAGGGUUUCAACUCAGGCUUUAAUUUACUUCUGGAAUAUAUGGAAGGAGAAGAUUCUAAGCAUAUUGAUGUUCCUUGGUUCUAUUGGAACAAAACAUGAAAAAGACUAAGGGCUAUGAUGAGUUUUGUAUGGAUUACUUAGGUGUCUGCAAAACGGUACAAAAUAGCAGUUUCAUUUACAUAUUGCUAAAUGCAGAUGCCUAUUUGGGUGAAAGAGAUCUGUCAUAGAUCUGUUGGACAAAAUGGGGAAUUGGUUACAAUGGAUGCUCACCAGUUUGUAUCUGCUGCUCAGAGUUACUGGGUUUCUGAAGUCACCAGUCUUGGUAUGAAUGUGUUAGAGAAGCUCAAUACCCUUUAUCGGUUUUAUGCUGGAAAGUCUCCUCAUUGUUUAAUCAAGGAAUGACUUCUCUUCACAUAUUUGGAGUCACAAAAAGGCUCAUGGAAUCUAAGGUAUUGGACUGGGAGGCUCCUAAGGCACUACUAGAGUACUCUGCGUCUUGUAGACGGCGGUUUUUCGAAAUUGUAAGUCCCGCAAACUCAAAGAUGAUUUUUUUAGAAGAUAUGAUCAAGCUAAGAAAAACAUAACUUUGUAGGGAAAUUACCAAAGAACUAAUUAUGGAAAUUGUCAGAUCGGAAAGAAAUUUCUCUUAAAUUUGGGAAGUGGUGAUUGUAGGAUCCAAAUAUCGCACAAUAGUAAGAUCUCGCGAGAAUGUAGCGAGAGCCUGGGAGAACGUAGCGAGAGCCUGAGAUAAUAUGAGCUGUAAUCCACUACAUAUGAGCUGUCAUCCACUAUGUAAUAUCCUAUAUAAAGAGAAAGGCAAGAGAGAGAAAGAAUAAUAAUCAGAAAAUGAUACACAUUUUAAGAUGAGAGAGGGAGACACAAUUA